GGGCAGUGCAGCCUGAGAUAACGGUCAGUGGACGCAAAUGGCUAGUGACUGGAAAAAACUGUGGGGAUCGAGCGGUGCCGGGUUGUGAAUACACAGAUCCCUGUGGUGCUGCUCUAUAGCGCCGGAGUCCCCGCAGUUGCUCCUGUAAAGAAAGAACAGUUAUUUAGACUCACCUGUUUCCCAGUACCCUUUCCAUCAUGGCCGGAGUCCUGUCCACUGCUCCUCAAGCUGAGACAUCUGGAUGGCGUCAUCAGGAGGGAGGUCCCACUGUGAGUAACAGUGUUAGAAGCCUAUAAGAGGGCGUAAACUGGGUUCAACGCCACCUCCCCUCUUCAAAAGUGGUCAAUCUAUGAAUGCAGUAACGGCUCACCAGCACCGCCGCACCUGAAGCCACAACUAGAAUGACAGCAGCCAAACUGAAAAGUACACACAUGAUGCAGGUUGCACCGUCUGUGAUAAAUGUCACUACAAGCCCACGUGUUUUACCUCAGAGUGUUCAAGCAUGAAGAGCUUCUUCUCUGUGGCUCUGACCAUAUGUGACCCAGUUCUGUUACUGGUGAGAUCUGGAGUCUUUUGUUUAUAAUAUAUUGUCACCAAAAACACUCUUUGUUCUACGAUUUUUCCAUUCCGCUGCGGUAUGCUUGAUCAAACGUGAAGCCACAACUUUAUUAUCGGAAACACCAGCACCUGUACAAAGCACUAUAAAGUAUUCGGGUUUACACGGCAAACGCACACAAGCCUCUCGCAGGAGACCACUCUGCAGAAAGCUGACUACAGAGACGUAAGAUGUAUGUACUAAGAGCCACUGCACUGGUGACUGCCCUAAUUCGCCUUCUCGAAGUUUCCGAGAGUAUGCAAUGCCAUUUCUCUAGGAAUAUGAAGUUCCCGCAGAAUGUGUCAGUCAGUCUUAAUAUCAGUGGCAUCAGCAAUAACUAUGGGAUGGAAGACAGGAUACAUCUGCGCUCUCUCUCUCCAUGGAAUUACAGAAUGGACAAAGAUGAGAACAGAUUUCCAGCCGUCAUCGCUGAAGCCGUAUGUCGCCACUCCUCGUGUCUGGAUGCAGAGGGCGUAGAAGACCCCAAGCUGAGUUCUGUGCCCAUCAUGCAGGAGUUACUGGUCAUCCGGAGAGAGACUAGAGGUUGCCAGCAGACGUUCCGGCUGCACAGGCAGUGGGUCAGUGUUGGCUGCACCUGCAUCAGACCCGUUAUACGGGAUUCUGCAUAAGAUGCAUGGAGACCAUGCACCGCACCAAAUGCAAUAUGGACUUUACGUGAUACAUUUACUUUUUUUUUUCUGAAAAUCUGUUUGAUUGAAACACAAAACACGAGUUUAUGAGAUACAUUUACAUUUUAAUAUUAAUACUUAUUUUCCUGCUUAAUCGAUUCAUUUUUAUAUCACACUUUAUUUAGGUCUGAGAUAAGACAAUGCAAUAGCAGUAAUGCAUAAUUGCGUAACAACUUUCUCAAUGUCAAAUAUGUGAGAGAAAUGUUUUUUUUUUAAUUUAUUUUUUAAAGCAUAUACUGUAUAUUAUCUCGGAAAUACCUGUAUAUUACUUUCAC
This is a messenger RNA of Pseudophryne corroboree (corroboree frog), 1559 nucleotides long. Its product is annotated as interleukin-17A-like. NCBI's taxonomy places the organism in Eukaryota, Metazoa, Chordata, Amphibia, Anura, Myobatrachidae. Gene Ontology annotation, biological process: inflammatory response. The record is from RefSeq and is a predicted model, not a curated record. The transcript has 4 exons. Gene Ontology annotation, molecular function: cytokine activity. Bases 787 to 1224 code for a protein of 145 amino acids. Gene Ontology annotation, cellular component: extracellular region.